GUCUUGUUUGAUAAACCUCUGCGGAAGACCAAACACUGCAGUAGCACCGGAGCUACACGACCGGCCAGGAUGGCUCGAGCUGUAGCACUCUUGGUGUCGCUGCUGGCCUUCAGCAAUGCCGUUCACUGUGCUUUUUCUCCAACGCUCAUUAUGGAUAUGGCCAAAGUUCUCAUGGACAACUACUGCACACCUUCGAAGCUCGCUGGUAUGGAAGACGCCAUAGAGACUGCCAGCAGCAACACGGAGAUCCUCAGCAUCCAAGAUCCCAACACUCUGGCGGGUGUGCUGACCGAUGGAGUUCAAAACACAAUCUAUGAUCCUAGAGUUAAAGUCACCUAUGAGCCAGAUUACGUUCCUGCGGUUCCGCCGCCUAUGCCUGAAAUUCCUCCGGAGCAGCUGGCCGCAGUGGUUAAGGCCACUGUGAAUGUAGACGUCUUGGAGGACAACAUCGCCUACCUGAAGAUUCAGCACAUUAUUGGGGAAGAGAUGGCACAGAAGAUUGGACCACUUCUGUUGGAGCAUGUCUGGAGUAAAGUCCUCCCAACCUCUGCCAUGGUCUUGGACCUUCGCUAUGCAGUCAGUGGAGAGCUGUCAGGCAUCCCUUACAUCGUCUCAUAUUAUACCGAUGCAGAACCACUCAUCCACAUUGACUCUGUGUAUGAUCGCCCCUCAGACAGUACCACAGAGCUCUGGUCCAUGCCCACCUUGCUGGGACAGAGGUACGGAAGCAGCAAGCCCCUGAUUAUUCUGACGAGCAAAAACACCGUUGGUGUAGCAGAAGACGUUGCUUACUCCCUUAAAAACCUGAAAAGAGCAACCAUCGUAGGAGAGAACACAGCUGGAGGAUCUGUGAAGAUCGACAAGAUCAAGGUCGGUGAAACUGACUUCUACGUCUCGGUCCCUGUGGCCAAAUCCACCAACCCCAUCAGCGGCAAGAGCUGGGAGGUGACGGGGGUCGCUCCAGACGUUGAAGUAAAUGCAGAAGAUGCCCUUGACGCGGCAACUGAAAUCAUUAAGCUUCGUGCUGGAAUCCCUGCCACUGUCAAAGCUGCUGCUUCUUUGGUGUCAGAGAACUACGCCUUUGAAAGCAUUGGAGAAGACGUCGGUCAAAAGCUGGAGGCGCUCGCUGACAGCGGUGAAUACAAAAUGAUUUCCUCAAGGAAGGAACUGGAAGAAAAACUGACGGCAGAUCUCGCAAAACUGUCGGCGGACAAGUGCCUAAAAGUCAGGGACAACUCACCUAUGAUGCUUCCAUCGGACAUUUCUCCAGAGAUGUUGAUUGAGCUCAUCAAAGUUUCGUUUCAAACCGACGUGUUUGAGAACAACAUUGGUUACCUUCGCUUCGACAUGUUUGGGGAGUUCAACCAAAUCCCUGUGGUUGCUCAGAUCAUUGUCGAGCAGGUCUGGAACAAAGUGGUGGACACAGACGCAAUGAUUAUUGACCUCAGGAACAACGCCGGAGGGUCUAUAAACCCAAUUGCCGGGUUCAGCUCUUACUUCUUUGAUGCGGACAAGGAGAUUGUGUUGGACAAACUAUAUGACAGACCUUCAGGCACCACAAAAGACCUGGUCACCCUUUCAGAGCUUACUGGGAGAAGAUAUGGCUCCAAGAAGAGUCUGCUGAUUCUGACGAGUGGCGCGACGGCUGGCGCAGCAGAGGAAUUCGUUUACAUCAUGAAGAAUCACGGCCGUGCCAUGAUCAUUGGCGAGACGACCAGUGGCUCCUGCCAACCACCGAAGCCUUUCCCAGUUGGAGACACUAGUAUCAUCCUGGCCAUUCCCACCACCCACUCAGACACUGCUCAGGGUAUCGCCUGGGAAGGUGCUGGAAUCGCCCCUCACAUUCCAGUGCCCGCCGAAGCAGCCCUGGACACGGCCAAGGGUAUUCUAAACAAGCACUUUUCAGGCCAGAAGUAAGUUUCUAAACAUAAAGCUUGUAUUAUGCUUUUAGCAAGUGCUCUCCCACAUGCUUAAACCUUCUGUAGACGUCCUUAAGCGUUCUUUUAUCCUAUUUUUCCUAGAAAAUUAAAAAACUGGAACCUUGAAAUUAUGUCAGGUACACUGUUUCAAACCAGUUCAAUUUUAUUUACGUCUUGUCUGUACUGUCUCUCUACGGUCAUGCAAUUGUAUUUUUGUUUUACACUGAAACGUCAUCACGCUAAUCCGAUACCUCAUGUUUGAACGUAGGCAGGAAUUUUCAAACUGUGAAAUUCAUAUGGUAUAGAAAGACAUUGUAAUUUUUCCUGUUUUGCAACAUAUUUGAUGUGUAAUUAUGCUAACUGACAUGAAAUGAUGAACCUAAUAAAGACAAUGGGGAAUAAUUCCCAUUGAUUUUGAAGAAACUA
Messenger RNA from Astyanax mexicanus (Mexican tetra), 2345 nucleotides. RefSeq names its product retinol binding protein 3 (gene rbp3). Bases 70 to 1917 code for a protein of 615 amino acids. Gene Ontology annotation, molecular function: retinol binding; serine-type peptidase activity. Gene Ontology annotation, biological process: proteolysis. NCBI's taxonomy places the organism in Eukaryota, Metazoa, Chordata, Actinopteri, Characiformes, Acestrorhamphidae. The record is from RefSeq and is a predicted model, not a curated record. The transcript is spliced from 4 exons.